Antechinus flavipes (yellow-footed antechinus) is the source of this 3388-nucleotide messenger RNA. It is a transcript of the gene MEOX1, whose product is annotated as mesenchyme homeobox 1. Gene Ontology annotation, biological process: positive regulation of transcription by RNA polymerase II. The transcript has 3 exons. Gene Ontology annotation, cellular component: nucleus. Gene Ontology annotation, molecular function: RNA polymerase II cis-regulatory region sequence-specific DNA binding; DNA-binding transcription factor activity, RNA polymerase II-specific. The record is from RefSeq and is a predicted model, not a curated record. NCBI's taxonomy places the organism in Eukaryota, Metazoa, Chordata, Mammalia, Dasyuromorphia, Dasyuridae. The coding region runs from base 453 to 1205 and encodes 250 amino acids.
UAAAAAGUGUCUCCCCAGCCCCCCCUGUCCAGCCUCUCACAGGAGUCUCAGGGCCUUGGGAAGUGCAUUUGGGCUGGGCUGCUAGCGACUCCUACCCAGCUGGUGGGUCUGAGCCAGGACAGUGAAAAUGUUCAUUGACAUCCACCGCUUCCCAACAAAUACAUUUACAAUAGAACCAAAAUAAACAGGCUGACUCUUUAGAAGGUGGGAAGUUAGGAGCUGAAGUUUUAUAUAGGUGGAGAGAGAAAGAAGUGGAGAUAUAUUUGAUUUUUUUUUUGUAAGUAAAGGGAGAGAUUUGUUUGUUUGGGGGUUGUCUGGGUGGGUGUUCUGUUGUCUUAGGUGGUUUGUAUUUUUUUUUUUUGUGGUUUCCUUUUAAAAAAAAAUCUGAAUUAAAAAGGGUAAAAACUGAACUCGUGGGAGGACUGAGCACAGCACAGCAGCCGGAGACGCAGAUGGAUUCAGCAGCCAACAGCUGUAUGAGGGGCCCCCAUUCUCCAGCCCCACUGUGGGGCUGCCUGCGGAGCCCCCAUUCCGAGGUCAGCGGGCCCAUGGCACUGCCCCACUACCCUCCUGCUCCAUUCUCCUUCCACCAGAAACCAGACUUCCCAACGUAUCCUGACUUCUCUGCCUCUUGCUUGGCCGCUGCACCCCACAGCCUGCCCCGGGAGGAGAGGCUCCUGGCUGACCAGCACCCUGCCUUUCCACAGCCCCCUGACUGGCACUUCCCGGGCUCUGAGGCACGGAGGAGGCUCACCCCAGGCCCAACCUUGAGUUCUGGGGAGGUGGGUGAGAGCAGCCCUGGCCUCAUGGAUGCUCAUGUAGGGAGCCUGGAGGAGGACUAUGGGGUCCCUGGGACCACUGCCAGUGAAACUGAGAAAAAAUCCGCAAAAAGGAAAAAGGAGACCUCAGAAAACCAGGAUUGCAGAGGAAAGCCAGAAACCAGCAGCAAAGCUCGCAAGGAAAGAACCGCAUUCACCAAGGAACAGCUGAGGGAACUAGAGGCAGAAUUUGCCCAUCACAACUACCUGACAAGACUCAGGAGAUAUGAGAUUGCUGUGAACCUGGACCUCACUGAGCGCCAGGUCAAAGUGUGGUUCCAAAAUCGAAGGAUGAAAUGGAAGCGGGUGAAAGGUGGGCAACCUGUUUCCCCCCAGGAGCAAGAUACUGAAGAUGUAGACUCUGCAGCUUCCUUAAGUUCAGAGUGAGAUCCCCCAUGAAGAGAGUAAUGGGACUGAGAGCUGUGAUCCCAAACAACUCUUCCCUCUACCUGCCCCAUUCUACAGACUACACCUCUGAAACUCUAAGGGACAUCCCCAAAACUCUUCUCCUCUCUGUGCCUCUUGGAAGUCAGCUCCUCUGGAACCUUGAAGCUCCAGAGGGGAGAAAAUGUUCUGUUUGAUCUAACUCACUGAUGCUGUCUACUUCAAAAAAAUGACUCAAUACCUCUCCCACGUCCCAUCCCUAUCCAACCAGAAAGCCAUUGGGUGCCUACAUCAGGAAGCAGUUGCAAAAACUGGAGACUCUAAGACAAGAAAAAGGCUUCCCUUUUUCAGCCAAGGUGGCUCUUCUGGGGCCUUUCUGGACCCCUGACUGAUCCCCUACCCCAAUCCCCAGCAUCUCCUAUUUCCUUUCCCAGUCCCAUCAUGGAGCCAGUACUCAAAUGGGUACUCCUAACUUCAUAUGAGAAAUGUUUUCUCUAUCCAGUGGCACAUACAAUGGACCCAGUGACAACCUUUCAGAAUGAGAACAAACACAGGAAAAAGACAUCUCUUUCCUAGCCCUCAUCCCAACCAGUCUGACCUGCAAGUUCAAGACUUUGGAUCUCUCCUCCCAGAUAUUCGAUAUUUAAUAUUUUUGAUAUUUGAAAUCUUCCAGAAAACAAAUGUAAGAGAGUUUGCCAUGGGUAGAAAGCUCUUGGAGAGUCUACUUUGCUAUGACUCUUCCCUUCCCCUUUGAUCUAACAAAAUUUGCUUUACAAGGAUCUGGCCAUGAAGCUAAGCAACCCAUUUCCUAGUUGGAAUAUUACCAGAUAGCCAAAGCCUUAACCUCAGAAUGAGUGGGAGGUUGAAGGCAGCAUAUUGGGAAUUAUAGAGUUGGGUCACACGAAACUUGUGAACAAGCCUGUUCACAUCUAUUUUAACUGCCACUAAUUCUGUUGAAGGAAAAGAGAAGAGACAUACUCCUUCUUACAACUAAAUAUCUCUACAAGACUGAUGACCUCCUCCAUAUCUUAUUCAGUGUAACACUGAGCCCACACUUAAUGUGGUACAAUGACAGAAAAAACACUGCCUUUAGUGAUAGAGACCAAAGUUCAAAUCUCAGCUCUAACACUUAUCACUUGUACUGUCAUUUCAUAUCUAUGCAUGGACCUCAGUUUCUCUAUCUAUGUAAUCAAGGAAUUGAACUACUCUGAGAUCCAUUUGAUGUAUAGAUCUGUGAUUAACGACAAAUAUCUGAAAAUGAUAAUGGUCUGGGAGCUGGGAUUUAAGUAUUAUAAAUGAGGUCCCCAAUACAAAGAAAGUCAAUAGUAAGGCUGGAUGGCCUAUGAAAAAGGAAAGGUAUCUGAUGUCAGUGUUCCAUGUCAUAACAGAACUUCAGCACUAAGUAUUUCAAAUGAAAUAUCCACUUUUUGUACCAACAGAUCCAUCUGUACUCUUUUCAACUCAAUGCAACAAACUUAUUUCAUAUUUACUGUAUGCUGAGCUCUAUGUUUCUAUACCUUGUCCAUAGUUGGGUUAUAGUUCUCAUAAUUUGUACUUCCCUAUGGUGGGGUAAUAAUGCUGAUAGUCAGGGAUGUGCCUAUGGGAGCACAUCUAAUCCUGUUGCUGGGUGAUAAGGUGGAUCAAGUGCUAAGCAUUUCCCGAGUUCAAACACAGUCUCGGAUGCUUCCUAGAUGUGUCACCCUGGUCAAGUCAUUCAAUCCUGUUUGCUUCCAUUUCCUCUUCUGUAACAUGAACUGGAGCAGGAAAUAGUGAAGCACUUUAGUAUCUUUGUCAAGAAAACAUCAAAUGAGGUCAAUUAAGAAUUGAAUACAACUGAAAACAACAGAAUGACUGAAAUCCUGAUGCUCUGGUAGAUGGUAACAUAUCUUCCUGGGAAAGAGAACACCUCCCCCCAUUCGGCAAAGAAGACUCCACUCAACUUUAUUUCUCAGUCCCCCUGAGUCAACCCAGUGCAGAGGGUAAGGCAGCCAGGGAUUGCGUCUUUGAUCUUUCAUACAUGGUUUUAAAUGGUCAUGAAAACCAUGGAAAUUGAUCUUCAACCAAGAUGACUGAUUUUAGCAUCUGUAAUUUUUUGUAAAGUAAACUGUAUAUUUUUCAUCAAUCUAACAUCAUUAUUCUUUAUAACAAAAAUCCUGAAGAAAAAAAUCAAUAAAAAAUACAAAAUA